UAAAUAAUUAUUCUGAAAUUUCCGUACUUAGUCAGGUCAAUUCCUCAAAUUGAAGUUGAAGUAAACAAUUUCAAAAAAAAAAAAAUAUUUUUGGACACAGAACUUUAAAGUUUCAACGAGUUUUAAGCCGAUAUUAUUAUUUCUGACUAGUCCACGUAUACUAAAGAUAAUGGAAGCAGAAAAAGAAAAUUAUAGACAUACUGAUUACACUGAAGAUGAGUUAGAAGCCGCUUUUGCUUCACUUAUGUUGGCAACAACACCAAUAGUUUUUGCUGAAGUUACUACAGAUUUAUUGCCGACUCAAGAAAUCGAAAACCAGGAUGAAGUAUCAACAUCUAUUAAAGAAGAAAAUGAUUUACCUGACAUUAUAAUAAAACAAGCAGAGGAGGAGGUGCCAGUUGUGUUGACAAAACAGAACUUAGAACCCAAAGCAGAUGGAAAAGAAAAUCGUAAAAGACAACACAAAUCAGGCCGUAAAGGACGUCGCAAAAAAGGUGGUGUGAAAACAGGCUACAAACCAGCCCCUAAACCAGAUCGAAAAUCAAUUCGCUAAAUAUAAUAUGUGGCUUUAAAAAAUCAAAUCA
Messenger RNA from Teleopsis dalmanni, 584 nucleotides. RefSeq lists its product as uncharacterized. The coding region runs from base 170 to 553 and encodes 127 amino acids. The transcript is spliced from 2 exons. NCBI's taxonomy places the organism in Eukaryota, Metazoa, Arthropoda, Insecta, Diptera, Diopsidae. The record is from RefSeq and is a predicted model, not a curated record.